Molecule: messenger RNA, 2946 nt
Organism: Lepisosteus oculatus (spotted gar)
Lineage: Eukaryota; Metazoa; Chordata; Actinopteri; Semionotiformes; Lepisosteidae
Gene: cenpp
Product: centromere protein P
Biological process (GO): CENP-A containing chromatin assembly
Cellular component (GO): chromosome, centromeric region; nucleus
Source: RefSeq, a predicted model, not a curated record
AGGUUUUACCCUUAUCGUGUGCUAAGGUAGUUUUUUCCCCCCUUUUUUCAUCUUAGAAAUAGAGUGGAAAUAAACUGCACGGAAACGUCGCAUUUGAUGGCCAGGUCAAUUGCAAUGCAACCCAGGGCACUCUGAAGGACAACAAUGGAAAAUGAUCCUGAGCAAAACUACGAAGCUGAAAUCAAAUGUCUAGAAGAAGAAAUUGCUAUGUUACAGGAGCAACAGGAAAGCAACGAAAGAGAAUUUGCGUUACGCCUCAGAGGAAACAUUACAAAAGCUUUAGGGUCCAUGAAAGAUAACAGAGACGAGAGACAAGGGGAAAAGAAACCUGAGGCAAUUGCAAAUCUGAAGGAUGAGCUUGAGGGUCUGGAAGAGGACCUUAUGCGCCAGUCCAGAAUAAACCGUCUUGUGCUGACUGAGUGUGCAAUGAAGAUACUGGAAAAAAGUGAGAAGAAAGUUAUACAGCAGUACAGAAUUUCAGGUCAUUGCAGUGUCUUGGCUUUUCAAGUUGAAUUUGUGCUGACAGAUGUUCAGGAUGCCACUAGCAGUAGAAUCGUUACUGGUCUCAGCAUUGUCAUGGAUGGCAGUGAGUUUAAUGAUAUGAGUGCAUUUAUUUCCAGAGUGGAGGAUGACAACAGCCUUUUACUUUUCUUCAGGACCCUAAGACAGUUCUCAGAAUGGUGCGAGCACAGAAAAAAAACAUUUUUAUACUUCAAGGAUAAAUACCCCAGUAUGGUCAGUCUUCCUGAAGGCUGCAGAUCCAAGCUAAUGGCGAUUGAGAAUCCAAAACUACCAGGAUGCAGGUUAAAUAUUGUUUGGACUGUUGAAGUGAACGAAGAAGGAGUUGUUACUCCCAAGAUAAAUCUUUUGACCAAAAUGCCAGAACAAGCUCUGAAACUGGACAAGGAGAAGGUAGCAGAAAAUGCACCCCACAGUUUUCAAAGCCUGCUGUGCUUACUUGGAGUUGAAGCUGCAAUUGAAGGUUUAAUAAAAUCAAUGUGCACAGACUAGGCUUUCACGGCAGCUUUAAAAAAAAAUGGGUCAUAAGGUCAAAAUAUAUUUCUAGUUAAAUAACAGCACAUGCUCUCUUUUUAUUAUUUUAUUCAAUAUAAACACCUCUGUACAAUCCCCAUCAAGAAAUAUUUGUCAAAUGUAAUGCCUGAUGUACAUAUGCCUCCAUGGUAUAUAUGCCCUGAAAAAUAAAUAGUAUUUAAAUAUAAAAUGCCAAAAAUCAUUAACGUAAAGACCACAACUCUGAAUUAUCUUUUACACUUCGCUGUUUCUUUUGUAUUAAAGGUACCAGAGUGGUUCUAUUUGUGUUCUUUCAGAAAAGAAUGAGUGUUAUAUUCCUACUUCAAAAGCGAUAAUUCAAGUUAACAGAAAACAAUCAGUUUUCUUUUUUCACAGCUCCCUAGAAAAAUACAGUAGAACUCUGUUACCAUUAGCUUCCAGACAUUUAAAAUUGUUGGAUACCAGCUGACACAGAUAUAAUUACGUCUACUAAUGUUUUCUCGAUGGGUUUAGUUCUACAUGCUUAUACACAAUAGUAUUGGCACCCAAUAGUAUUCCAAACAAUGUUCUGUUUAAUGCCUUUAGUCUGAACAGAGAUCAGUGGAGUUGCAGACUUGUGUAUUGGCACCCCCUGUCUGAAAACGAGUUACUUCACCUGUAAUUUUUAUCAACACUCAAGUGGAUAAAUCUGUAGUCAAACUUUGCAAAAGUUGCAUUAAAAUUAACAUGUACAAUUUUAAUAACCCUUUACUUUUACAUUUCUAAAUAAUUGGGAUAACAGUUUCAAAUGAAGGGCGUCAACACUGUUGUCUGCAACUGUGUAACUGUGUAAGUCAACUGGAUUCAGUACCACGAGACUAAUGGUCUGAAAAGAUUUAAACUAAAUCUGCAUAACUUGUCCUUUGGUAAGAAAUUAAUUGUUGUAGCCAUUUAUAUUAACAUACUGGACCACCCACUAAAAUAACUUUGGUUUAAAUAUUAGGUAACAUUUCAAAAAUAAUUCUCACAAAAAGCAAUUAUCCAUUUUUGCUUGUUAUAAUAGAGUUUGACUUUGUUUUAAAUGCAGGUCUUGGUCUAGCAGAAACAAAAUGAAGAAUGAUGUUACCCUUUUAAUAUUAAGGACGGGUUUAAAAAGAGAACCUAUACACUUUUUUUGUACAGUAAAAUUCCCAGCUAUAGGAUUUUAUAGGCAAAUGUAUUGAAUUGUGUUUUUAAUGUAACAUAUUGCUGCUUAAGUAAAAUGUUUUUUUUUUAAAUAUGGAAUCACCAAUCAUUUCUUUUUAUACACCUCCCUCACAGUAGAGUUGGAUUUGUCAACUGUAAAUGUGGUUUUACUACAACAAUAUUGUUGUAAAACACUCUGAAGAUACAAUUCUCACCUACUCUUUGGACUGUACAGGAUUCAACCUCAACCCCUCAUGAGGACUCAUUCACAUGAGACACCGCUCAUCCUUUUGAUUCACAUGCAUCUAGUCCGAACUCUGCAAAGUACAAUACCGCUUUGACACCUUGCAAAGGAGAAACUGGGUGAACUUAGCAAAAUAAUGAUGUCCCCGCAAAUUUAAACAGCUCAGGAGCUGUCCUCAAAUUCCAAAUCUGAUGUCCAAGCAUGUGUUGUAAACAGUCAUCGUUGGUGUAAUUGUAGACACACUUCACUUAACACUGGUAUUGAGAUAACUACUUCUACUAAACCAUUUAAAUCACUUUUUACAGUGAUGUAGCUCUCAAACAAUAGGGCUACAAACCUGUGAGUAUAAAAUUAGCUGAAUGACCAUUCUGUUUUAACUGCUUUUAAUUAUAUCACAAAUAAAUAACUAGGUUUCUUUCAACUGACAAGACACUAUCCAUAGUGGCACAAUGAAGUGGAGGCAGAUACUAAAAUUAGCAGCACAACUUGAGGAUUUUUUAAAUGUUUUUGCCACUAGAAAAAAAAAA